UUCUACGGCGGUAGUAUUGCGGCUGGGUCUGCGGGUUGGUUCUGGGCGAGGCGCGGUCCUUACCGUGGGGCCUGAGGCACGAUUCCGCCAGGGCUCCCGGGAUGUCGGUGGCCUUCGUACCGGACUGGCUGCGGGGCAAGGCGGAAGUGAACCAAGAGACUAUCCAGCGGCUCCUGGAGGAAAAUGACCAGCUGAUUCGCUGUAUCGUGGAGUAUCAGAACAAAGGCCGGGCAAACGAGUGCGUCCAUCUGUUUACUGGAUUUCUUGUGAUACGGACCACAUUCUGGCUUAAAAGAAAUAGUUGCAAACAUUCUGUUCAGUGCAGUGAUUCUCAACCUGAGGUACCAGCACGUGUUACACAGAAAUCUCAUUUAUCUGGCUACCAUUGCAGAUGCCAGCCCAACCAGCACUGCAAAAUCAAUGGAACAGUCUUCCAGUUGGCUGUCAUGAGGAGUAAUGGAAUGUAACCUACCUCCUGGGAAGCGGAGACAGGAUUGUUACCAACUGAGCUGCUUAAAAUGUGAAUGAAACCUCUGGGGCUCUUUUAAAAACGUGAAAAUGUGAGGAAAGCUACUAAAUUAAUGUUAUUCACAAUACAUGUAUUUCACAACUUAGCACACCACCUCACUGUUGACCCAGGGUGUCCUCUUUCCUGAAAUGAGAGUGUGUUUGGGUAACGAACACUUCAUGGGCACCUUCAAGCUGACCGUUUUAGUUUCAACCUAAAACGGAAACUGGGUUGGUGUUGGGCAGUUAGCGGAAUUAGGGAGCCUUUCAAGUGAGACUUUGCCAAAUGGACACGUAAGUGUGCCCCCUACCAGCAGUUUGUAGUUGUGGUGUCUCUGACUGCUCUUUUUGGGCUGCUUUGAAAUAAAGCUUGCCUUUCUACAAAGGA
Messenger RNA from Loxodonta africana (African savanna elephant), 895 nucleotides. RefSeq names its product SS18 like 2 (gene SS18L2). The record is from RefSeq and is a predicted model, not a curated record. Bases 102 to 467 code for a protein of 121 amino acids. NCBI's taxonomy places the organism in Eukaryota, Metazoa, Chordata, Mammalia, Proboscidea, Elephantidae. The transcript is spliced from 5 exons.